AUGGCAGGAACAGCUGCUGAUGCUGCUGAGAAACAGGUUGUCAUCCAGUCCAGCGCCCACAAAGACACCGUCCUGGCCAACUUGGAAGAACAAAGGAGAAAGGAUUUCCUUUGUGACAUUACCCUGAUAGUGGAGAACGUGCAGUUCAGAGCCCACAAAGCUUUGCUUGCUGCCAGCAGUGAGUACUUCUCCAUGAUGUUUGUGGAGGAGGGGGAGGUAGGACAGUCCAUCUACGUGCUGGAGGGGAUGGUCGCAGACACCUUCGGGGCGCUGCUGGAGUUCAUCUACACCGGCUGUCUCCGUGCCAGUGAGAAGAGCACAGAGCAGAUCCUGGCCACUGCACAGCUGCUGAAAGUGAAUGACUUGGUAGGGGCCUGUGCAGGCUGUGGGGGUGGCCGUGGCCCAGGGGAUGGCUCAGCAGCUCUGGCCAACAGUGGAGCCUCUGGAGCUGUUACCUCCAGUGAGACCAACAGCCACGAGCCACCCAAGCGGAAACGAGGGCGGCCCAGGAAGGUCAGGAAUAUCCAAGAAGAAAAACCAGCCACAAAUCCUGCCGAAGAUGUGCAGCUGAGGGAGAACAACUCCAUGCAGAACAAGCAGAAUUUCAUGAAAGGAGACACCACGGAAGAAGAAGCAGUUGUUGGUGACCAGGCUGCAGCCAGGAAGGAUACAGAAGAGACUGAGCCUGCCCGUGGCUCUGAAGCUGCUGUCGAUCUGUCAGCUGAGAAGGAUGAGAAUUAUGAUCCCAAAUCUGAGGGGGUACAGAGCACCCAGAGCCGUUACAGCAAACGUAGAAUAAGGAGGUCAAUCAAACUGCAGGAUUAUAAACUUCUCGGGGAGGAGGAUGAAAAAGGACUGGCAAAGAGGGCUUGUGGCAAGAGAAAACGUGCAGGUCCUGAAGCUCGCUGUAAGGACUGUGGCAAAGUAUUUAAGUAUAAUCACUUCUUAGCUAUUCACCAGCGGAGUCACACGGGGGAGCGCCCUUUCAAGUGCACAGAGUGUGGCAAAGGCUUUUCCCAGAAGCAUUCCCUGCAAGUCCACCAGCGGAUGCACACAGGGGAGCGGCCCUACAGCUGCACUGUCUGCAGCAAGGCUCUGACAACCAAGCAUUCUCUUCUGGAGCAUAUGAGCCUUCAUACAGGGCAGAAGGCUUUCACGUGUGAUCAGUGUGGGAAAUACUUCAGCCAGAAGAGACAGCUCAAGAGCCACUACCGAGUGCACACAGGCCGCUCCCUGCCCGAGUGCAGCCAGUGUCGCCGCAAGUUCAUGGAUGCAGCUCAGUUAAAGAAACAUCUAAGGACACACACAGGUGAGAAGCCCUUCACUUGUGAAAUUUGUGGCAAAUCCUUUACAGCUAAAAGUUCUCUUCAGACUCACAUUCGAAUCCACAGAGGAGAAAAGCCAUAUUCUUGUGGUAUUUGUGGGAAAUCCUUCUCUGAUGCCAGUGCUAAGAGAAGACACUAUAUCUUACAUACAGGCAAAAAGCCUUUCUCCUGCCCAGAAUGUAGUUUGCAGUUUGCUCGACUCGACAACUUGAAGUCUCAUUUGAAGAUUCACAGCAAGGAGAAGCAGUUCCAGGAGGUCAGCACUGCCCAGGGCACCAACACCAGUGCACAAGUGAGGAACAUCCUUCAGCUGCAGCAGUAUCAGCUUGCCACCUCUGGAGGGCAGGAAAUCCAGCUCCUGGUCACAGAUGCAGUCCAUAACAUCAACUUUGUGCCUAGCCAUAACCAAGGCAUCAGUAUUGUCACUGCAGAAGGUGCCCCAAACAUGGCCCCAGAGCAGGCUGCAAACCUCACCCUCCUGGCUCAGCCACCACAGCAGCUGCAGAACCUGUUGCUUUCAGCUCAGCAGGAGCCAGCAGAACAAAUCCAAAGUAUCAAUGUGAUUGCAAACCAAAUAGAGCCUGCCCAGCCUGAGCAGAUGCACGUCAUCACUCUCUCCAAGGAAGCUCUAGCACAUCUCCAUGCUCAUCAAGGACAGAAUGAAGGAAUCCACUUGGCAGGAUCUUCACACCCAGCUCAGCACGUGCAGCUGACUCAGCAGUCGAGUCAACAGUCUCAGCCUCCCCAAGAGACAGUUCCUUCCCAUCCAGUCAGUGAAGAACCCAGUCAAAGUGUCCAUGUUUCUGAACCCCACCAGCAGUCUCUGCCAGUAAAUGACUCAUCUCCUGAGCACCCUGUUCCAGGACAGGCUUUCUGA
Molecule: messenger RNA, 2202 nt
Organism: Chaetura pelagica (chimney swift)
Lineage: Eukaryota; Metazoa; Chordata; Aves; Apodiformes; Apodidae
Gene: ZBTB24
Product: zinc finger and BTB domain containing 24
Exons: 6
Coding region: 1-2202 (733 amino acids)
Biological process (GO): regulation of transcription by RNA polymerase II
Cellular component (GO): nucleus
Molecular function (GO): RNA polymerase II cis-regulatory region sequence-specific DNA binding; protein binding; DNA-binding transcription factor activity, RNA polymerase II-specific
Source: RefSeq, a predicted model, not a curated record